Amphibalanus amphitrite is the source of this 3885-nucleotide messenger RNA. RefSeq names its product protein GPR107-like. The record is from RefSeq and is a predicted model, not a curated record. Gene Ontology annotation, biological process: transport. The transcript has 14 exons. Lineage: Eukaryota; Metazoa; Arthropoda; Thecostraca; Balanomorpha; Balanidae. Gene Ontology annotation, cellular component: Golgi apparatus; membrane. Bases 284 to 1978 code for a protein of 564 amino acids.
AACCACAAGCAGCACACAAGCGGGGCCCAAGCGGGGGAGAGCUGAGAAGAGGGGGAGCUGUGAUACAAAGCGCUUGAAUUAUCAAGAAAUCAGUACUUUUGCUUAGGUGUAUCGUCAUAUGAAAUUAUCUCAUUUGAGCAUUUAUUGUCGCUAAAGCAAAAUUUACAGUGAAUGGGUAUGGAUGAUUCAGCAGCGAUCUAGUCAAAGACCAAAGUGUUGAUGCCUUUUUAUUGUCCAGAUUUUCUGUUGCUAUAUUUCAGUUUGUUAUAUUACUUAGGUCAAGAUGUAUAUCAAGAACUGCAUCUUAAUUCUUAUCAUAUGGACAACAUCAUCAUCGGGACGCAUCCAUGAGCUACAAUUGGAGCACGACUACCGCCGCUUCUUUCCGCUGAGCACCUUCGGCUUUCUAACUGGAGGCGAUCUCACCGUCAACAUCUCUUCGUUCCAAGUUGAUGAUUUAUCGGGAGUGUACGGGUUCACCCUGGACCGGACCAUGAGUGACGCCGUCAACCCCUACCUGGACGGCCACAUGAGCCACUGCACGCUGUCGUCGCCCAUCACCGGCCAGGACACGAGCGCCGCCAUCAUCUACUUUACCUUCGACCUCAAACAGAAACGUGUCCUGCUGAACUGCAGUCGCAGUGUGACCGACAUUGUCAUCGAGACAGACUCGUCGCGCGCCUCCGAUGACGAGGCCCGCAGCAAGCGCGACUCACUACUGGGCGCACUGGCCGGCUCGGCGCUCUACAAACAGCGCCACCGGCGCCUGGCCGCCGCCGCGCCCACCGCCGCCGCCGCCCCGGAGCCGGCGGCGGCGAUGCCGGGCCAGCAGCGGUGCGCCUCGUUUGCGCCCAUUCUGCUGCAGCAGCGCACCGACAACGCCACCGGCCAGCCCGUCUUCAGCACCGCCUUUGUGAUCCGCGUGCUGUCUCACGGCGGCGAGGGUCUGUACAACCUGUUCUUCCACAACUGCCAGAACUACGGCAGCCAGAAGGUGGAGGCCAGCAUGACGGUGGAGAUGAUCGAGCGCAACAUGGACAGCUACCUGUCGGCCGGAGAGAUGCCGCUGCCGGCGCUCUACUUCAUGAUGGCCGUCCUCUUCUUCAUAUCGUCCUGCUUCUGGAUCUUCAUACUCAGGAAGAGCAACCGGGCGGACGUGUACAAGACGCACUACGUGAUGGCCGUGCUGGGUCUGAUGAAGGCGCUGUCGCUGCUCUUCCACGGCAUCAACUACCAUGUCAUCGAGGUCAACGGGUUCCACAUCGAGGCGUGGGCCAUCCUGUUCUACAUCACCCACCUGAUGAAGGGGGCGCUGCUGUUUGUCACCAUCAUCAUGCUGGGCACCGGCUGGACGUUCAUCAAACACGUGCUGGCCGACCGCGACAAGAAGCUCUUCAUGAUCGUGAUUCCGCUGCAGCUGCUGGCGAACGUGGCGCAGAUCAUCCUGGAGGAGAGCGAGGAGGGCGAGUCGGUGCACACCACGUGGCGCGAGAUGCUCUACCUGCUCGACCUCAUCUGCUGCGGCGCCAUACUCUUCCCGGUGGUCUGGUCGAUCCGACACCUCCAGGACGCCUCCGAGACGGACGGCAAGGCCGCAAUGAACCUCAAGAAGCUCAAGCUGUUCCGGCACUUUUACAUCAUGAUCGUGUGCUACAUCUACUUCACGCGCAUAGUCGUCUACCUGCUGCAGAUAAUGGUGCCGUUCCAGUACGCCUGGCUGGACGACAUGUUCAGAGAGAUGGCCACCUACGUGUUCUUCGCCGUCACGGCCUACAAGUUCCGGCCGGCCGACAGCAACCCCUACUUCCAGGUGCCGCUGUCGGAUGACGAACUGGAGCUCGAUGACGUUCUGACCGAGUCCGGCGUGACGGAGGGACUGAGCCGGGUGCGGAACCGCGCCGACGCGUCCGACGCCGCCGCCGACUCGGAGGAGGCCACCACGCUGUCAAAACGGGAGAGCAGCCACGACUACGACUGAGCGCCUCCGGAGCCCCGUCCUCUGGAGACCGUGCGAGGGAGCCGGCCCGGACCUCCGGCUGGGGGAGGGAGGUCCCAGGCCUCCGACUGAGCGCCCGGACCUCCGGCUGGGGGAGGGAGGUCCCAGGCCUCCGACUGAGCCCCCGGACCUCCGGCUGGGGGAGGGAGACCGGGCCUCCGGAGAGCAGCCACGACUACGGCUGAGCGCGUCCGUAUACCCGGCUGUGUAACUGAUUGCCCGGACCUUCGGAGACUGUGACUGAAUGCCCGGACCCCCGGAAACUGUGACUGAAUGCCCGGACACCCGGAGACUGUGUUAGGGGGUGUCCAGACCUCCGGAGACUAUGUCCGGACCCUCGGAGACUGUGUCUGGACCCUGGGGGACUGGUGGAGCGCCGGAGCCUCCGGAGAUUGUGUAUCCGGCCGUCCAGAUACAGUGUGGCCGUACCCAGAUCAUUGGGGACUAUAAACGAACCGGUGCGACCGCCUUGGAGGCCCCGAGUGGGCAUCUCUAGCUAUCGGGCUGUCUGCGUAUGUCGAACGGGCAGAGUCGGCUGUCAGAGGCCGGUGCGGCUGUCUAGCUCUCUGGGUAUCACGGGCAGACUAGGCUGUCACUCUGGAGUCACCCCGCUCUCUGGGUUUGGCGGGCAGACUGGGCUGUCUGUAGUCACCCCGCUCUCUGGGUAUCCGGGCAGAGUGGGCUGUCUUGGCCACCCCGCUCUCUGGAUAUCCGGAGCAGAGUGGGCUGUCUUGGCCACCCCGCUCUCUCGAUAUCCGGAGCAGAGUGGGCUGUCUUGGCCACCCCGCUCUCUGGAUAUCCGGAGCAGAGUGGGCUGUCUUGGCCACCCCGCUCUCUGGAUAUCCGGAGCAGAGUGGCUGUCUUGGCCACCCCGCUCUCUGGAUAUCCGGAGCAGAGUGGGCUGUCUUGGCCACCCCGCUCUCUGGGUAUCCGGAGCAGAGUGGGCUGUCUUGGCCACCCCGCUCUCUGGGUAUCCGGAGCAGAGUGGGCUGUCUUGGCCACCCCGCUCUCUGGAUAUCCGGAGCAGAGUGGGCUGUCUUAGCCACCCCGCUCUCUGGAUAUCCGGAGCAGAGUGGGCUGUCAGAGGCCGGUGCGACUGUCUAGCCCUCUGGGUAUCACUGGCAGAUUCGGCUGUCUGUAGCCAUUCCGCUCUCUGGGUAUCCGGAGCAGAGUGGGCUGUCUUAGCCACCCCGCUCUCUGGGUAUCCGGAGCAGAGUGGGCUGUCUUAGCCACCCCGCUCUCUGGGUAUCCGGAGCAGAGUGGGCUGUCAGCGGCCGGUCCAGUCACCCCGCUCUCUGGGUUUGGCGGACAGUCACUCGCCGCUACCAUUGUCCCGGCGGGGCAGUCCGUAGCCGCCCCCAUUGCUUUAUCUGUUUAUGCCUGGCUCAGACGAUAGUCACAGUGUGUUCGGUAGGUGAGGUCUACGGUACCCUUGUCCCGGCUGGGCCACCCCGCCGGGCUCAGACGACAGUCGAAGUGUGUUCGGGAGGUGAAGGGACGGGUGGGACGCGAAUCAGUGGCGCGAUCUCGGCGGUUUGGGUGUAUCUAUGUGUGUGUAUCCUGACACGUGUGUGCUCAGGACGUGUUGGCGGGUCGGGGUGCGCCUGUCGCCGGCGGGAAGAAGGCAGGUACCAGCCAUGUACAGACGGUUGUGUAUGAUUAUAUUCCUGGUGAUCUGCGCCGCGUUCCACGUUAUUUAUGUACGCAUUCAGCGGUAUGUAUAGUCAAAUUUCCGAGUCGCUCUUCGAAGGGUAGGUGCCAGAGCUGUGGCGGCGGAUAGGCGCCGGUCUGCGAUGUAUCGAUAUGUGUGGGCUCAGCGUGCGGGCUCGGGUGGUAUAACUAAUGCGCUGCGGCGCUGCGAGUCAAAUAUACACCGGCCAGCCUGCCCA